GCUGGCCCUCCUUCUCUCCCGCCCGGGGCCCGCGCAAUUCUCCGCCAGAGGGACAGUCAGCCUCAUAUGUUAAGACCUCUGAUCACUAGAUCCCCUGCAUCUCCACUGAACAACCAAGGCACCCCUACUCCGGCACAACUCACAAAAUCCAAUGCGCAUGUCCACACUGAUGUGGGCAGCCACAUGUACACCAGCAGCCUGGCCACCCUCACCAAAUACCCUGUAUCCAGAAUCAGAAGACUUUGUGAUGGUACAGAGCCCAUAGUUUUGGACAGUCUCAAACAGCACUAUUUCACUGACAGAGAUGGACAGAUGUUCAGAUAUAUCUUGAAUUUUCUACAAACAUCCAAACUCCUCAUUCUUGAUGAUUUCAAGGACUACACUUCGUUAUAUGAAGAGGCAAAAUAUUUUCAGCUUCAGCUCAUGUUGUUGGAGAUGGAAAGAUGGAAGCAGGACAGAGAAACUGGUCGCUUUUCAAGGCCCUGUGAGUGCCUUGUUGUUUGUGUGGCCCCAGACCUCAGAGAAAGGAUCACGCUAAGUGGUGACAAAUCCUUGGUAGAAGAAGUGUUUCCAGAGAUCGGCGAUGUGAUGUGCAACUUUGUCAGUGCAGGCUGGAAUCACGACUCCACGCACGUCGUCAGGUUUCCACUAAGUGGCUACUGUCACCUCAACUCAGUCCAGGUCCUCGAGAGGUUGCAGCAAAGAGGAUUUGAAAUCAUGGGCUCCUGUAGGGGAGGAGUGGGCUCGUCCUAG
Pan troglodytes (chimpanzee) is the source of this 753-nucleotide messenger RNA. RefSeq names its product BTB/POZ domain-containing protein KCTD1-like. The coding region runs from base 67 to 753 and encodes 228 amino acids. The record is from RefSeq and is a predicted model, not a curated record. Gene Ontology annotation, cellular component: nucleus. Gene Ontology annotation, biological process: negative regulation of DNA-templated transcription; protein homooligomerization. The transcript has a single exon. Gene Ontology annotation, molecular function: transcription factor binding; transcription corepressor activity. NCBI's taxonomy places the organism in Eukaryota, Metazoa, Chordata, Mammalia, Primates, Hominidae.